Eremothecium gossypii ATCC 10895 is the source of this 406-nucleotide messenger RNA. It is a transcript of the gene RPL32, whose product is annotated as 60S ribosomal protein eL32. Gene Ontology annotation, molecular function: structural constituent of ribosome. Gene Ontology annotation, biological process: translation. NCBI's taxonomy places the organism in Eukaryota, Fungi, Ascomycota, Saccharomycetes, Saccharomycetales, Saccharomycetaceae. The record is from RefSeq and is marked provisional. Gene Ontology annotation, cellular component: cytosolic large ribosomal subunit; ribosome. The transcript is spliced from 2 exons. The coding region runs from base 11 to 406 and encodes 131 amino acids.
UUAAGGAAAGAUGGCCGCUUCUCUACCUCACCCUAAGAUUGUGAAGAAACACACCAAGAAGUUCAAGCGCCACCACUCUGACCGGUACCACAGAGUCGCUGAGAACUGGAGAAAGCAGAAGGGUAUCGACUCUGUUGUCAGAAGAAGAUUCAGAGGCCAAAUCUCCGAGCCAACCAUCGGCUAUGGUUCCAACAAGAAGACCCGUUUCAUGACGCCAUCCGGCCACAAGACUUACUUGGUCUCUAACAUCAAGGACCUAGAGGUCUUGAUGAUGCACACCAAGACCUACGCUGCUGAGAUUGCCAGCAACGUUUCUUCCAAGAACAGAGUCAGCAUCUUGGCCAGAGCCAAGGCUUUGGGCAUCAAGGUCACCAACCCUAAGGGCAGACUGGCUUUGGAGGCUUGA